This is a messenger RNA of Silurus meridionalis, 1839 nucleotides long. RefSeq names its product ER membrane protein complex subunit 3 (gene emc3). Gene Ontology annotation, biological process: protein folding in endoplasmic reticulum. NCBI's taxonomy places the organism in Eukaryota, Metazoa, Chordata, Actinopteri, Siluriformes, Siluridae. Gene Ontology annotation, cellular component: membrane; EMC complex. The record is from RefSeq and is a predicted model, not a curated record. Bases 183 to 968 code for a protein of 261 amino acids. The transcript is spliced from 9 exons.
UUUGGUAUUCGGCCAUUGACGUCGCUAGUCUGUAGGUCUUAGCGGCUAGUCAGCAGAGCCGCUGCGGUGAAGGAGCGCCGGUGCUGUUGGGUUUAUCCUCCACCCCAGUCUGACAUUAAAGGGAUUGAAAUAUAUUUAGGAUCUUUAGGAGGUUGGUCCUGUCAUCAAUCCUCCUGUAAAUAAUGGCUGAACCAGAACUUCUGUUGGACUCCAACAUCCGCCUGUGGGUUGUGCUGCCCAUUGUGUUCAUCACGUUUCUCGUCGGGGUCAUUCGACAUUACGUCUCGAUCUUGUUACAGAGUGACAAGAAACUCACGCUGGAGCAGGUUUCAGACAGCCAGGUUCUCAUCAGGAGCAGAAUAUUAAGAGAAAAUGGAAAAUACAUCCCUAAACAGUCUUUCCUGAUGAGAAAGUUUUACUUCAAUAACCCAGAUGAUGGUUUCUUUAAAAAGACAAAAAGAAAAGUAGUGCCUCCUUCCCCAAUGACCGACCCCAGCAUGCUGACAGACAUGAUGAAAGGCAAUGUUACAAAUGUUCUUCCCAUGAUUCUUAUUGGUGGCUGGAUCAACUGGACCUUUUCUGGGUUUGUCACAACUAAGGUACCAUUCCCUCUCACACUCCGUUUCAAGCCCAUGUUACAGCAAGGGAUAGAGUUACUUUCGCUUGAUGCAUCCUGGGUUAGCUCAGCAUCCUGGUAUUUCCUGAAUGUCUUUGGACUGAGAAGCAUGUAUUCUUUGAUUCUUGGACAGGACAAUGGUGCAGAUCAGUCUCGCAUCAUGCAGGACCAGAUUAGUGGUGCUGCUAUGGCAAUGCCUGCAGACACAAACAAAGCAUUCAAGGCAGAAUGGGAGGCACUAGAGUUGACAGAUCAUCAGUGGGCAUUAGACAGUGUGGAGGAGGAUCUGAUGUGCAAGGACUUGGAUCUUUCUGGCAUGUUCAGCAAAGAAUUGCCAACAGGAAUUUUCUGAAGGCAUUAAAGGACAUCAUCUUAAAAUGAAAUCUUGGGUAAAUUGUGUGGGAUCGGUUUGGAACUAAUGGGACACAUCAUGGUUAUUUAUACUUAGAGAAGAUGCAUAAACUUUACUGCAGACAUAUCGAAGUGUGCAUUUACUGUUCCUGCUAAAUUUCUCUUGGUAUAUCAUAAAAAAAAAAAACAUUGACACUAAAGAAAUGAUUUGAAAUUAAUCUUCAUUUUAAUAUAUUACUUUACUUUUUAAAAUAUUGUAGGACCUAUAGAAUAGCUUAUGGCCUCGGGUGUGCACUAUUAACCUACUUUCAUUAGUCACCAACACCGAUAUCAUGUCCUAUCUAUUAAUUCAGUUUAAUCUCAUACCCUGGCAUCUUCACAUAGCACCAUUUCCUAAUCAACAUUGUAUGUGUUGUGCUUUUGAUUUAUUUUAUUUGACCAAAUCUUUAAACGGACCACAGACGAUUCAAAUUUAAAGAAGCAACAAUUCGAUGGAAAUUCGAAAAACGGACCAAUUGCAGUUUAGUCGUGUUAAAAGCCGAACUCUUCUUCUCAUCCAUUAUGAGCGUCGGUGUUGAGCUAGUUUUGCUGAUUUCCUGAUUACAUUUCUACCCCCUGAUCGUUUUCACUUGGGUUUGAUCAGAAAAUUGCUCUGUUCCACGAGAAGACCUGUUGUAGAUUUCCUUUACAUUGGUACCUGGUAGAAUUUUUAACAAAUGUUAAAUUCUUGUUAAAUCACUGUUUUGCUUACUUUUGUUUUGUUUUUUUAUUGUUAUUUAUUUGUUUUUAUAACAUUUUUAUGUUUGUAAGGUGUCACCAUUAUGUACUUGCAAAAAGUGUUCCUACAUAAUAGAACUCAUUUUCUAAAGCAA